Teleopsis dalmanni is the source of this 561-nucleotide messenger RNA. RefSeq lists its product as uncharacterized. The transcript has a single exon. The record is from RefSeq and is a predicted model, not a curated record. Bases 1 to 561 code for a protein of 186 amino acids. NCBI's taxonomy places the organism in Eukaryota, Metazoa, Arthropoda, Insecta, Diptera, Diopsidae.
AUGCCACAUAGACCAGUAUAUCGUGAAGAUAAAACAACUACAAAGAUGUGUAUAGUUUUUGAUGCGUCAUCAAGUGAUUCGGAGCAUGGAUCGUUAAAUAAAUUUUUAAGCCCAGGUGAAAAUUUACUGCCAAACUUAGUGUCAAUAUUGCUAAGGUUUCGUUCAAAGAGAAUUGCUAUGACAGCAGAUAUUGAGAAGGCAUUUUUGCAAAUUGCUAUAGACCAAAGCGAUCGCGAUACACAUAGAUUUUUAUGGUAUGACAAAAUGCCAAGUAUAAACGAACAACUGCCAAAUAUUGUAGAAAUGCGUAUGACGAGAGUAACAUUUGGAGUUACUUCUAGCCCUUUUUUGCUAUCCGCAGUUAUUCGAAAACAUUUAACGAGUUGCAAAGAAACAUUUCCAGCAACAUGUGAGGCACUAUUAAAGUCAUUUUAUGUAGAUGAUCUUUUAAUUAGUUGUCAUGAAGUUGAAGAAGCCAAGAAAAUUUAUUUCGAAUCAAAGAAAAUUAUGAGCGAAUUCAAACUGCAUAGACAUAAGAAAAUGUUGUGCAAGCGAAGGUAA